AUGGACUCCAUAAAUGUGUUCGAUAUUUACAGCACUCCUGAGGUUGCCGCGGCUUCCCCAAGCAAAAAGAAGACAAGAAAGAGGCACCACGGGGAAAGCAGCAAAGUGCCUCAGGCGAAGAAGCCUCGCAAUGCAGGCCCUCCGGAGGAUAGGCCCUCCGCCACCACAACUCCAUCCUCUCCCCGCAAGCAGCAGAUUCCUCCUGCUCCAGCCAGAUCAACUCCACCUCCUGCGGCCCUGACCGAUCAAACUCAGCAGGCCGAUCCUGCUUCAACUGGGGGCGACAUAACUGGUCACGCCUUUAAAUUGGUCAAGGAGAGGGUCGCUAAGAUUGUGAAGCACGACCACUGCCGAGAGGCAAUGGCUGUGGCAGAGGCGAUGGAUGUUGACCUGAUCCUGAACCGUGGCCUGAACGAGUUCACCAGUGCCAUGCUGACCCUCACUGCCGGCCAUAUCCGCUCGGGUGCUGUCACCGAGCAGGCCAGAACUUUGGAGCAACAGCACGAGGAUGAACUUAAAGCUGCCGAGGCAAAAUACGCUGAACAGCUGGCAGUGGUGCUUGAGGAAAAGGCUAAACUAGCUAAGCAGUUGGAGGAGAAGCAGAGGUCUAUGGACAAAGCUCGUGAGCAGAGGGACCAAUUUAAGGAGUCUAACCGCUUCAAUUUCCACGCGGCCCAACAGCUCGAGGAGGACUUGGGUGCCAACUUUGACUACCUUCCCGAGAAUGCGAGAGACGCCGAGCUUGCUCACUGCGCUACUCAGCUGGCUGAGGAAGAAAGGUCAAGGGUUCCUGCUUCCCCUGAAAUCUCGCUGGCCACUGGGAUGGAUGGGGCAGACAACGAGGCUGUAGGCAUCAUCGAUCAAGGCCCAACUCAAGAUCCUCCAGCUACUUAA
Molecule: messenger RNA, 894 nt
Organism: Humulus lupulus (European hop)
Lineage: Eukaryota; Viridiplantae; Streptophyta; Magnoliopsida; Rosales; Cannabaceae
Exons: 3
Coding region: 1-894 (297 amino acids)
Source: RefSeq, a predicted model, not a curated record